AUGGUCGGCCCUCUAGCGACAUGUGUCGUCAAUUCUGAAGGCACUUGUCUGCCCGUUACUGCGCUCCGAUCCGUUCAAAUCUACGGAGGACUGCUAGUAUUAGCAGGGCAGGGUCCCCACUUACAUGUCUAUAACCAACAUGGACACCGACUUCUGGCUACACGGGUCUUCGAGGCUCAGCCCGUUCAUGGCAUUCAGGUCGCCACGGACCCCGACCCCCAACAGCGAACGCAAUGUAUCAGCCUCGUUCUCUGGGGCGGACCGUUGUUGAAGUCUGGCAGAUUGACUAUCGUGGCUGAUGGCGACAAUGCCGGAGAGGUCAAACUGGAUUUCUGCGUGCUGGGCGCAUUCACUUUACCAGACUGGAUUCUGGACGUCGCACUGCUCAGCUCGAGCAUCUUCCUGUUGACCGCGCAUGACGUGCUUCUCGAAGUAACUGCUCCAGGAGAAUCUCACUCGGACAAACAAUGCCCAAAUUUAGUGGCCGUCAUAAAGGGGCCGGAAUCCUUCCUAUAUUCGGGAGACUUAUGCGUUGCUAGCUCAGACCUCAUCAUAGUAGCCUCCGGUACCGUCUUCGGGGAGAUCUUGGUUUGGAUUUGCUUUAAGGGAAGCAAAGACAAUGAAUGGUCAACCUUGACGAAACACAUAUUCCAUGGACACAGAGGCUCCAUAUUCGGCGUGGCUAUCUCUGAGCCUGUCGACCUAGCCGGACGCAAUGGACGUCUGCUGGCGAGCUGCAGCGAUGACCGCACAAUCAGGCUCUGGGACAUCAGUGACUGUGACGAGCCAGCCCAUGCCACAUCUUCCAACAUCCCUUUGACGGAAACGGGCUUUGGAAAUGCCGCACAGGCGGGAGAGCCUCAGUUAGCAUCUGUCUGGGCCCAUCAAUCACGCAUAUGGGGCGUUGAAUUCAUCUCGCACCGAGCGACUAGAGGUGGAUCUCGGGUGCUCCUAGCUUCAAGGGGCGAGGAUGCUACAUUGCAACUCUGGUCUUACGAAUCUCCUCCGGGUUUCGUUACCGAUACAGAGAUGGCUGGCCUCCUCAAGCCGAUAUACCAGGAUCGACAUCAUAGCGGCAAAAAUAUAUGGUCCAUGUCGCAGCUCGGACUCGGAGAAUACUUGACAGUCUGCACCGGCGGCGCUGACGGGCAGGUUAUAUUGAGACGUCUAGAGACCGGUGGGCUCUGCACCACCACCUCCUCCCUCACAGUUUCAAAAUCUUUCAAUGAGAUCACUGGAUCUUCUCAAGCAUUGAAGCAUUACCUCAUAUUGAAUCAGAAUGAAUGCCUCGCAACAACUGAGUCUGGUGAGCUAUAUCGCUUGAGGACCACUACGGGGCCGGUUGAGGUCGACCAAGUCCACAAGAGUCCCGGAAGAGGUGCCCCUGUGGCUUGCUAUGCUGACGAGCAGGGAGUCACCUUCCUAGCACAACAGAGGGGGGGACUUUCGGCCUUACUCGCGGACUGGAGCACUCCCAUAUCCAUCCCACUUUCUGUGGAAAUCGGCAUAUCCUGGAUGCAGGUUGCGUCUCAGGGCGUUGCCGGUCUAUCAUCCACUACUAUCUGUUUGGUGGCGGUGCUCACAGACAAACGAGCAAUCGUCCUUUGGCUAACACUAGACAAUCUGGUGUUUAGUGUCAAGGAGACCAUCAUCUUACUGCCCAGUACUUUCGCGGUCACAGCCUGUCGUUAUGAUCCCGCCAGAGAAGUCCUCUAUCUGGGAUCCCGCGCUGGUGCACUGGCGGUCUAUAGAUCGGUGGCCCCUACAACGGAAACUUCUGGAGAGCCAUUCUGCCUUCGCCAUCUUCACGGUUCUGACAGCGUGACCUCAAUAACCAUUCUGAACUGGGAUUUGAGGCUUCAAGAUGAUCUCGACAAGACCCGGACAGUACACGUCCUGACCACAGGGCGUGAUGGGACAUAUGCUAUACAUCGUCUUACUAUGCCAGAGCCUUCUCUAAAAACGGAGCUCGGAUUAUGCACCGUCCACCUAUCUUCACCACCAUUCGGUCCCAACAUUGAAGGUGCAUAUUUCAGUUCUCAGGGAUCAUCUCUUUUGCUGGACUCCCCGGACCUGAUACUCUACGGCUUUCGCUCGACCUCUUUCGUCGUCUGGAACGAGACACAGCAAUCUCUGUUGCUGUCCAUUGAGUGUGGUGGCGCCCAUCGUUCUUGGUCGUAUAAGGAGUCCAUCAUUCCCACCAAUGAGGCCCUGGAUUCGGGAAAAGCUAACGUCGGAGCAAGGACUUUCGUUUGGACUAAAGCCGGCAGAGUAAACUGGCACCUCGCUCAGGGUCCUACCCACACCGCGAUCCAGAACGGCGGGCACGGGCGCGAGAUCAAAGCAGUAGCACGAUAUCCAAAGUGCAUCUACAACGAGACUCUCAUCGCCACAGGAGCCGAAGACACAACCAUCCAACUGUUCGCGCUUGGGCCCUCCGUUAAAUCAAGAGGCAAACCUAGAGAUCCCGGAACCGAUGGCCACAAAGUCAACACCACCUUUCACAGGGUUGCGACACUCAAGCGGCAUACCACCGGCCUGCAACACCUCCUAUUCUCCUCUUCGGGUGAGUUUCUCUUCAGCAGUGCCGGAAGCGAAGAAUUCUACGCAUGGAAACUCAGCUCUGGCGUGCCCGGCGUUGGUAUCGGGACCGUGUUGUGGGAUAUGAUGCCCACACGGGAGGAAGAUUCGGAUGCUAGGAUCAUGAGCUUUGAUCUGAUCCAAAGUCUGUCCACGGUCCGCACAAAUGGAUCACACCAAGCCGAUACUAGCGGUGAGAGAAUCAUAGAAGAUACUCUCAGUGAAUCGUACACCUUGGCCCUCGCCUACUCCAAUGGCAAAGCGAAGAUUGUACGAUACACACCUUCGUCGGCACGGGAUCAAGGAACAUACGAAGCGCUGCGCGAGAUCGUCUAUGGCUCCUUCUGUGUGAUGCAAGCAUUCUUCCUGCGCCCGACCUUUCUGCCCGUGAAAAGUGCCGAUACUCAAGUAUAUGUCUUGUCUGCUGGCACGAACGGGUACCUGAACCUCAACUCUACGGCAGCAGUCCUUGGUACGGACAGGCCAAGGGGAGAUAGGACCGCGCCCUUAGCAAUACAAGUGAACCGAACGCAUCAGAGCAGCAUCCUCGCGAUGGACGUGAUGCGUCUGGGCCCGGAAACAUACCUUGUCGCGACUGGAGGCGACGACAAUGGCUUUGGUCUCACACUCGUCUCAUCAGCCUCAGCCUCAUCCUCCAGCUCCAUUCCUUCUUCUGUUCCCACCAGCAAGUCAACGGCACCAUCUUCCUCUCAACAAGACAACUUCCACAACCCCAGUGAGUACCGGGGUGCAACGCCUAUCUCUAACCAAUUGCCCCUUGACAACCCCUCCCCGCAUCGCUUCCGGACCAUCCUCAUCCCACAAGCCCACGCCGCUGCCGUGACGGCCCUGAAGAUCACAGACCUGACAAGAACACCGACGAGGCUGUCGCUCGCUGUAAUCACAGCAGGGAACGACCAGCGCGUGAAAGUAUGGAUGGUCCAUAUCGACCUUGAUUCAAAUGACUUUUUGGCUGCCGCGCCGGUCCCACGCACUGCAACUGGCACCCCUAACAACGGGAUCAGCGACACGAAUGAUGACGACCCAGUCCUAAAGGCUAUACAGGUCCAGCGAGCCGCGAGUGAGUGGACGGGUGUUGCGGAUGUAAGUGGACUCGAGAUCAUCGAGAACGAGGACUACACUACUCCUAGCCCUGCUUCUGGUCCUACUCCCAUCUCGGAGUCGGAGAUCGGUCUGCAUGACGCAGAUGGAGGGAGUCCCGAAUCUUGCCCCCUCCCAGGAACAGGAACAGGAACAGGUCUCUACGACUCCAAAGACGCUGCUGAUUCUCCUGCCUUGGCCAGAGUGGCUCGUUCAGAAGGACGCACUGACGAUCACACAUGUACCAAACAAAGCUACAAGGUCUUGGUCGUGGGCGUCGGCAUGGAACUACUAAGCAUAGAGUGCAUCUAG
This is a messenger RNA of Capronia epimyces CBS 606.96, 3993 nucleotides long. RefSeq lists its product as uncharacterized. Bases 1 to 3993 code for a protein of 1330 amino acids. Gene Ontology annotation, biological process: tRNA methylation. The transcript is spliced from 2 exons. Gene Ontology annotation, molecular function: protein binding. The record is from RefSeq and is a predicted model, not a curated record. NCBI's taxonomy places the organism in Eukaryota, Fungi, Ascomycota, Eurotiomycetes, Chaetothyriales, Herpotrichiellaceae. Gene Ontology annotation, cellular component: cytoplasm.